AAAAAAGUAAGAAGGAGAGAAACAAAAGGAAAAAUCAGGGUCGUCUCUAUUGUAAUUCGUUCGGUCUUUUGCAGGAGGAGAGGAGAGAACUGUCUUUCUGAGCCUCAAACCCUAGUCGGUGGUUUCUACUUUCUUCCAGGCUCCUACUUCUUUUCCUUCUUUCCAAUCCCGAAUUUCAAAUCCCAGGAUGAUCUUUUAGCUGAUUAUUCGUGCAUAUCAAUCUGCUCAGGAAGAAGAACAUUAUUCAAAGAGUAGACAGUGAUUGGAGGCCUUUGCUUGUGAUGGAUUCACCUGAGCGUGGUCGGAGUUAUGCAAAACGGGACAUAGAGGAUGGUUCUGAUGUGAAGAGUGAUAGGACUGGAGAUGAUGAAGAGUGGGAGGGCAGUGAGAAGAGAAAACAUAGGUCAAGUAGGUCAAGAAAAACGAGCAAUGCAGACGAGGUUGAAGGUCUAGAUAGCAGUGGAAGAAGAAGAAGUUCUGGGGACAGAAAUGAGGGCCGCAAACGGUCGGGUGGAUCCAGCAGAGCAGGUAGUGACGAGGAUGACAAUGACUCAAAAAAAGAGUUGCGCUCUAAGCAAAUGAAGAAAAGACAAGAAGAGAAUACAUUAGAAAAGUUGAGCAAUUGGUACCAGGACGGAGAAUUAGAGAACAGGAAAGAUGGUGGAGAUAAAUCGGGAAGCAGAGGGCAUGGUCGAGCUGAUGAAAGUGAGAGAAGGAAAAUUGCCUCAAAGCUUUCAGAGUAUGAGAAUUCUCAGAGCAGAAGUAAAAGCAAAGAAGAAAGGUCCCUUGAUGGAGAUCUUGAAAAAGUGGUUGAUAGAGAUUCCAGGUAUUCAGAGAGGAGGGAAAGUGGUCGAGAGAAGGGUCAUGGGUCUUCUGAGGAGGUGAGGAACUCGAGGAGAAAGUGGGAUGAACCUGAUGCAGUCAAGAAAGCUGAAGAAACUUAUUCUGAAAGAGCUGACCUGAGAAGUGGUAAGGCUUCUGAUGCUACUAAGUAUGAGAGUUCUAGAGAGAGAAGUGUGUCCACGAGAAAUGAACCAGGUGAUAGUAAGAUCCGAGGUGUAGAUUCAAACAGUGAGAAGGGUAUCAAAUCUAAUAAUAGGGAAGAAAGAAGAGCUGAUGUUGAGAGGAGUAGGAGCAAAGUUAAGUCAGAGGCACUAGAAGAAGAUAAUAGGGUUAGUCCUAUUACUCGUGAAGACAGAUCAGGCAAGGAGAAAACUGAGAAGAAUAGACAGCAGAGAACUCCCAUUCAGGAUGUUGCCGAAAGCCGGGAGAGAACUUUAAAUGCAGAGGAUGAUAAAAGUAUGCGGAUGAGGGAUAAAAGUGCGAGAGAAGUAGGGCUCUCUAACAGGUCAAGAACCCCCGAGAGGGGUGGGAGGCGUCAUCAAGAAACAGAUCACUCUGAGAUAGAUUUUGAAAGAAGUUUCAACCUCAAGCGGAAGGAACUGGAAAAGGAUGGUUACAGGGAUGAUAGAUCAAAAGGCAGAGAUGAUAGCUGGAGCGACAGGAAUAGGGACCGUGAAGGUUCCAAAGAGAAUUGGAAAAGAAGGCAACCUAUCAGUAGUGAUAAAGAGUCAAAAAAUGGGGAUGUUGUUUAUGAUCAUGGCAGAGAGUGGGAGUUGCCAAGACAUGGUCGUGAGAGGACUGACAAUGAAAGGCCUCAUGGUCGGUCUGGUAAUAGGAAAGAUGGAAGCAGGGGUGAAGCUGUGAAAACCUCAUCAAACUUUGGAAUUUCGAAUGAGAAUUAUGAUGUGAUAGAGAUCCAAACAAAGCCUCUUGAUUAUGGAAGAGCAGAGUCUGGAUCCAACUUUUCCAGGAGAGCUGAAGUUGUUCAGCAAUCUGACUUGAAAUCAGCACCAAAUGAUGAAGAGUGGGCAUAUAUGCAGGAUGACAGGGCAAGAAGGAAUGAUUUAUAUGGGUCUGGGCCACCUGGUGAAGAUUCAAAGGAAAGAUAUACAGAUGAUGGUACCUCUAUGCGAGAUCAAAAUUCAUGGAGGGAUGACUUUGAUGUCCUUGGAGGAAAGGGAAGAAGCCAGAAAGCUGCUAUGUCUGGUCGCAGUGCUGGUGGCCAAAGUUCUAGCAGUGGUUCGCAGCCUCCAUAUGGGAACCAGGAUCCAGGGUCCUUCAACAGAGCUGCCUCACAAGGAGUAAAAGGGAGUAGAGUGGGGAGAGGAGGAAGGGGCCGGCUCACUGGGAGAGACAACCAGCAGGUAGCAAUCCCACUGCCUAUAAUGGGAGCACCUUUCGGACCUCUUGGAAUGCCUCCACCAGGUCCAAUGCAGCCUCUUACCCCUGGUAUGCAACCUGCUCCAGGUCCACCAAUUUCGCCAGGUGUCUUCAUUCCCCCCUUUAAUCCGCCCGUUUGGCCUGGGGCUCGAGGUGUUGAUAUGAAUAUGUUAGCUGUUGCACCGGGUCUAUCUCCUGUUCCUCCUGGACCAUCAGGUCCAAGGUUUCCUCCUAACAUGGGCAACUCACCCCCUGCGAUGUAUUUUAACCAACCUGGCCCCACAAGAGGAGUUCCUCCUAGCAUAUCUGGCCCUGGUUUUAGUGCUGCUGGACCAAUGGGACGAGGAACUCCACCUGAUAAAACUCCCGGGGGUUGGGUUCCACCUAAAAGUAGUGGGCCUCCUGGUAAAGCUCCUUCUAGAGGAGAGCAGAAUGAUUACUCUCAAAAUUUCGUUGACACUGGUAUGCGGCCGCAGAAUUUCAUCAGAGAGCUAGAGCUUACAAAUGUUGUAGAGGAUUACCCUAAGCUUAGGGAGCUUAUACAGAAAAAGGAUGAGAUUGUGGCUAAAUCUGCUUCUCCUCCUAUGUAUUACCGAUGUGACUUAAAAGAGUUUGAGCUAUCCCCGGAGUUCUUUGGAACCAAGUUUGACGUCAUUCUUGUGGACCCCCCAUGGGAGGAAUAUGUUCAUCGCGCACCUGGUGUUGCUGACCAUAUGGAGUACUGGACAUUUGAAGAAAUAAUGAGUCUAAAGAUUGAGGCAAUAGCAGACACACCUUCUUUUAUCUUCCUUUGGGUUGGUGAUGGUGCGGGCCUUGAGCAGGGCCGCCAGUGUUUAAAGAAGUGGGGAUUUCGUAGGUGUGAGGAUAUUUGUUGGGUGAAGACAAACAAAGCUACUGCAACACCGGGGUUGCGUCAUGAUUCUCAUACUUUAUUUCAGCACUCAAAGGAGCACUGCUUGAUGGGUAUAAAAGGAACUGUCCGUCGCAGUACUGAUGGUCACAUAAUCCAUGCCAACAUUGAUACUGAUGUAAUAAUUGCUGAGGAACCUCCGUAUGGUUCAACACAAAAGCCUGAAGACAUGUACAGAAUUGUUGAGCAUUUUGCCCUUGGCCGCAGGAGACUUGAGCUCUUUGGUGAAGACCACAAUAUUCGGUCUGGUUGGCUGACUGUUGGCAAAGAACUAUCCUCGACAAAUUUUAAUGCUGAGGCAUAUGUAAGGAGCUUUGCUGAUAAGGAUGGGAAAGUUUGGCAAGGAGGGGGAGGACGAAAUCCACCCCCAGAGGCACCCCAUCUUGUCAUUACAACCCCCGAUAUAGAGUCUCUUCGGCCCAAGUCACCAAUGAAGAACCAGCAGCAACUUCAACAGCAGCAGUCGACAUCCAUUUCGCUAACAACGGCCAGUUCCUCUAAUAGAAGGCCCGCUGGAAACUCACCUUCAAAUCUGGGUGCUCUUGGUCUAAACCAAGAAGCUUCCAGCUCUAAUCCCUCAACUCCAGUUCCCUGGGCGUCACCAAUGGAGGGUUAUAGAGGAAGAGAAGGGAGCAGUAUGCCUUCAGAUGAUAAGCUUUUUGAUAUGUACGGAUAUAGUGGUCAGGCAAAUCAAGACUAUUUAGAAUUUGAGUCUCACAGACAAAUGAAUUUGUUGUAACGAAAUACUUGGCAUAUUAAAGUGCUGUGAUGUAGCAUGUAAUUGUUGUUUUUCUGCCAUCCAAUAUAAAGUGGAAAGAAAAUUCCAUA
Alnus glutinosa is the source of this 3961-nucleotide messenger RNA. Its product is annotated as N6-adenosine-methyltransferase non-catalytic subunit MTB. Gene Ontology annotation, cellular component: nucleus; RNA N6-methyladenosine methyltransferase complex. Gene Ontology annotation, molecular function: mRNA binding; methyltransferase activity. The record is from RefSeq and is a predicted model, not a curated record. Bases 282 to 3872 code for a protein of 1196 amino acids. The transcript has 7 exons. Lineage: Eukaryota; Viridiplantae; Streptophyta; Magnoliopsida; Fagales; Betulaceae.